GCGGCGGGAGCGCGGGCGCGGACAGAGCCGGCGCACCGACCAUGGCCUCCAGGUGCCCCAAGUGCGACAAGACCGUGUACUUCGCCGAGAAGGUGAGCUCCCUGGGCAAGGACUGGCACAAGUUCUGUCUCAAGUGCGAGCGCUGCAACAAGACACUGACGCCGGGGGGCCACGCUGAGCAUGACGGGAAGCCCUUCUGCCACAAGCCUUGCUACGCCACACUGUUUGGACCCAAAGGUGUGAACAUCGGUGGCGCGGGCUCCUACAUCUAUGAGAAGCCCCUGGCUGAGGGGCCCCAAGUCACUGGCCCCAUUGAGGUCCCUGUGUCCCGAGCGGAGGACCGGAAGGCCAGCGGCCCCCCCAAGGGGCCCAGCAAAGCUUCCAGCGUUACGACUUUCACUGGAGAGCCCAACAUGUGCCCUCGCUGCAACAAGAGGGUCUACUUCGCCGAGAAGGUGACGUCUUUGGGCAAGGACUGGCACCGGCCGUGCCUGCGCUGCGAGCGCUGCGGGAAGACGCUGACGCCCGGCGGGCACGCAGAGCAUGAUGGCCAACCCUACUGCCACAAGCCCUGCUACGGAAUACUCUUCGGACCCAAGGGUGAGUGUUCUCAAGCGGUUCCCGGGGUUCACGUGCCCCUCCGUGCCUCUCUCCAUCACCCCUGCCUAUCUCCACAGGCGUGAACACCGGGGCCGUGGGGAGCUACAUCUAUGACCGGGACCCCGAAGGCAAAGUUCAGCCUUAGGGCGCAGCCCUCCGCAGUCACCCGCCUCUGCCCCUGCCUCUGCCCUGCCCCUGCUGGACCCACUGCCUGGCUCCCUGGAGGGGGUGCGGCGGGCCUUGCUUCCUGUUCUGCCCCAGCCCGUUAAGCCUGCAAGUCAGGGCGUGAGUGUUGGGGAGGAGGCGGCCUCUCACUAUCUACCGACAAGGCCCAUCUGCCCUUCCCCAUUUUCUGUGUCGUCUUUGUGUUUCAGUCGGCUUGUUUCCCCGGUGUUAAUUGCCUCUGUGUUAAUUGCCCCGUGUCCUUGUGUAUGCCUGCAUGUCCUGUGUACCCCCAUGUCCCUAUGCAUCCCUGUGUGUCCCCGUGUCUGUAUGGCCCCAUAUGUCCUGUGCCUCCCAGUGUCCCCAUGUGUCCCCGUGUAUCCUGUGUCCCGUGUCCUGUGUCCCCAUGUGUCCUGUGCCUCCAUGUGUCCUGUGUCCCUGUGUGUCCUGUGUCUUCAUGCGUCCUGUGUUCCCAUGUGUCCUAUGUCCCCCUGUGUCCUAUGUCCCCGUGUGUUCAGUGUCCUGUGUCCCCGUGAGUCCUGUGUCCCUACAUGUCAUGUCCCGUCUUAUGUCCCCAUGUGUUCUGUGUCUUUGUUCCAUGUCUUGUGUCCCCAUGUGUCCUGAGUCCUGUGUCCUGUGUCUUUGUCCCAUGUCCGGUGUCCCCGUGUGUUCUGUGUCCCCAUAUGUCCUGUGUCCCUGAGUAUGGGUCUCUUGGAGGUGGCUCUCUCUCCCUCCCCUGCUCCCUUGGCCUGCCCACCAGUAUUAUUUAUGCUCCCCUUGGGCCACGCCCUUCACAGCUCCCACAGGCUGAAUGCACCCUUGCCCAGACCCCUCUGCCCAGCACCCACACCAUCUCAAAAGCACCCUGCCCUAUGGCCCUCAUGUGGUCAGACACAACGUCGCCCGGACUUUUGCUGUCAAUAAAGAAUUUGAGAACUGCA
Messenger RNA from Loxodonta africana (African savanna elephant), 1703 nucleotides. RefSeq names its product cysteine rich protein 2 (gene CRIP2). The transcript has 7 exons. Lineage: Eukaryota; Metazoa; Chordata; Mammalia; Proboscidea; Elephantidae. The record is from RefSeq and is a predicted model, not a curated record. Bases 42 to 683 code for a protein of 213 amino acids.